CGAAACGAAGGGAGCGAGAGCCUGGGGUCACGAAUGCAUCAAUGCUCAGUCCUGGCUCGACCACGCCACCGGCCACCCUAUCGCCCGGUAGGCACCAGAAAGUUGGCAAAACCACGGCCCAUGGCAGCUGGCUGCGCAGAUCGCAGCGCUGGCCCGCCGCUCUCGGCAGAGGCCUCCUCGCUGGCGUUGUGGGGUUCCGCCGCCGCUGGCGAAGACCUUGCCGCCAUGCCGCCCGCCACCAGCUUGGCGGGCCCACCAACGCCGCGUUCGGCACCCGCGCUCGCCGCUGUCGGCACGGCGGUCGCACAGCCGGUGGCGGAGCGCCUGGGCCCGCUGAAGUGCCCGACGAACUUCAAGGGUGGCGUCUGGGGCCUGCUGGGGGGGGCGUUCUCGUUCAUGUGCGUGGUCAGGAUGGACGGCUUCGGCCACUGGUCCCGCGUGUUCGAUUUCUCCCUGGAGGCGGACGACGACAGCAUCACGGCUGGGGCCAUCGAGCUCACCCAGGACCUGCAUUUCACCAUCUUCCGGGGUAGAAUGCCUUUCUCUGUGCGCGCGGACAAUUUCUUCGAGCCAGGGCGUGAAUUCACGAUGCUGUGCACGGUAACGGCGUCGGGACACAUGAAGGUUUUCAAGAACGGCGUUCUCGUGGGCGAGAACCCGCGCGGGAUGGCCCCUCUGCUCACCCCGAGGCCGCGCAUGGUCGUGGGCGGCCACUUCAAGUUCCGAGACCAGUGCUUUCGCGGCAGCCUGCGGGACGUGCAGAUCUGGGACCGGGCGAUCUCUUGGGCAGACGCCGCGCGCUGUCGAGUCCACGUCUAAGCUUGUGGGCUUGUGGAAGUCGAUUAAUGGAGAGGAAGCAUGCUGCCAGAUAAUUUCCAGAUGUCUAAAACAUGUUUCAAACAUGUUUUAGAACAGUAAAGACAUGUUUGACAUAUUUUCGGAACACGUUUUACACAUUUCAAACCCCUUUUUAAUGCAAUGAUAGGAUUGUUAGAUUGUCAAUUGUCAUGGCAUCCACAAGUCUAAGCACGUGCCCACCCAGCGGGGGUCUCCUGGGCCACCCCCCAGGGGCGCGCGCAUGACUGCGCUUCGCGCGCCGCGGCCCUGGAAGCAACCGCUGGGCAGCGGCCCCUCGCCCAGGCGGGCCCUCCGAGGGCGCGGGGGCGCCGUCACACGCCGUGCCUCGCGGGGCGCGCUCCCCGCAGGCGGGUGCCCGCGGCCUCCGCCUCGCUGGCUUCCCGGCUCCUCCUCGCCCUCCGCCGGGCUUCGGCCCGCGUUGGCCGGGGGGAAGCUGCGCGAAGCGGACGAGCUUUUUGUCCUGCGGGAGGGCGCGCCGUUCACAGUACUCUCGGGGGG
Prorocentrum cordatum is the source of this 1356-nucleotide messenger RNA. The record is from the annotation of a GenBank genome assembly. NCBI's taxonomy places the organism in Eukaryota, Dinophyceae, Prorocentrales, Prorocentraceae.